Umbelopsis ramanniana AG is the source of this 2201-nucleotide messenger RNA. RefSeq lists its product as uncharacterized. Bases 411 to 2117 code for a protein of 568 amino acids. The record is from RefSeq and is a predicted model, not a curated record. NCBI's taxonomy places the organism in Eukaryota, Fungi, Mucoromycota, Umbelopsidomycetes, Umbelopsidales, Umbelopsidaceae. The transcript has 2 exons.
UGAGAAAGAAAAGGUCAAAGUGUGGUGUCUUUUUUAUAAGAUAUUGGAAUAGAAGCAAUACUGGCUCUUAGUCCUCGGUAAAAUCAAUGCAAUUGCUAUUUGUAUAUUUGCCCGAUAUCAACAAAACAUACUCGAAAUUUCACUGAUGGGCCCUUGCUUCAUAUAGAUGGUAUUUGAUGACGGUAUUUUGACGACUCGUCUGUAAUUACAAUGUCAAUGGGCGUACUGUUCAAAUCAAUUGAUAAGGACAUUUGAACUGUAUUACGCAUCAGGUGAUAAGCUCGCAAAGUAAAUUUGUGCCAGUAAAAUAUCUCGGUGUAACAAUUAUUUUUUCUCAAGGCAUGUAAUAAAAGAGACGCAGUAAAGGUUCGCUAGGUAGAACGUAGUAACUCGUUUCUUUUUCUUUCAUUAUGGAAAAGCAAGCCGGCUUAUCGCCGCAAAACCAGAAGUUCACACGUUCGGCUGCUCGCAACAAAUUUAAACCAUAUGUUGUUUUCAUCCUGGUACUGACGAUGUUAUGUUACCUUCAAUUUUGGCAGCCUAGCUGUCGAACGGCACGGGCGCAGGCUCCUUUAAAAACGUAUCGAGAUGGGAAUUUCACCUGGACAGAUUGCGGCAGUGGACUUACCUGCUCAACCUUUGAGGUCCCUGUUGACUGGCAUAAUUCCGACAGUCCCCGGUUCAAGUUAGCACUCAUCCGACUCAAAGCGACGAAGAAAGUUUCCAAAGGAGCCUUAUUUGUUAAUCCCGGUGGCCCCGGAGGUUCUGGGGUUGAUUUCAUCAAAAGAGCAGGAGACGUCGUAUCAAAGAUGGUGGACGGACAUUACGAUAUUAUUGGCUUCGACCCUCGCGGUGUAGGAGAUAGUAACACCAUCCGAUGCUUUGAAGAUGGAAUAGAGAGCAAAAAAUUUAUGGCCAAUCGACCGCAGGCACUCGGAUAUGGAGACAACGUAGCAAACUUCGCGGCUGUCCAAGAAGCAUUUGCAAGCCAAUGUAUUCGAAAAAACAAAGACUUUCUUCCAUAUGUGUCGACUGCUUCGGUAGCUAGAGAUCUGGAUGCUCUAAGAGAAGCUUUUGGUGAAGAUGUGACAAACUAUAUCGGCUUCAGCUACGGAACCUUCAUUGGGGCUGUGUACGUCAAUAUGUUCCCUGACAGAGUUGGUCGAUUUAUGGUGGAUGGCUGUUUGGAUCCAUCCCUCUAUUCUGGUGAAAAUCUCAAACUCGUUGCUAGCUCGCUUAUCCAUACAGACGAUGGAAUAGACGCAAUGGGAUCAGCAUGUGAAGCUGCUGGACCAGAAAAGUGCGCAUUAGCCCGCAAAUCAAACAACUCUCUGAGCGGUGACUCCUACGUUGCAUCCACAAUCCGCAAAUUCGUGAACAACCUUAUCGAAAAACCGCUGCUGGCAACUAACCAACCCGUGAUAUCGGUGGUGACAGAGCUCGAUGUAUCCGGCUUUCUAUUUUCUUCAACAUAUAAGGCAGCUUUGUGGCCGCGAUUUGCGGAAGCAAUCGAUGAGGCUAUCCGCACUGGCCGUGGCGAUGCCAUUGUUGAUGCUAGUAUGCAAAGGGAUACGGAUCUAUGUCCGCUGGUUGAACCUUAUCUUGCAGCACAAAGUCCUAUAAUGUGCCUCGACGGACAUCAUGACGAACAUCAAAAUCUUACAAGUUGGAUGCAAGGAGUCGAUGAAGCCAUCAACGUUAGCUCAACUGCAGGUCGCAUAAUGGGAACUUCUAUGAUGCGGUGCCUGUAUUGGAAUGUUAAGGCGUCUGAGCGAUACACUGGUCCUUGGAAUCGGACAACCAAGAACAAGGUUUUGAUUGUCGGUGCAACUGGAGAUCCUGUUACGCCAGUGGAGAAUGCAGCAAGAUUGGAAGAGCUUAUGGAAGGUAACGGUGUCUUCCACAAACAUUACGGUUGGGGUCACUGCAGCCUUGGUCAGCCGAGCCAAUGCACACUGCAAGUCAUCAAGAAAUAUUUCGUCGAUGGAGAGUUACCUCCCAAAGGAUCAAACUGUCCUUUUGAAUAUAAUCCGUUUGAUCCUCCUGUGGCGUUUAGCGAGGGUGAGGUCAGCUAUGAUGACAUUGCCAGGGCAGCAUACGCUAUAAAACCGUUCUGAGGUGUGUCGGCAUUUGCCUGUAAAUAUUUUUUUUUUUUUUUGUUGUUUCAAAGUAUCAAUUAAUGGUUUCUUGAUAAAAUCACG